AUGCUUGCCCCAAUCGCGGGAAUGCAUCGCCCCGUCCCAUUCCUCCCCACUCGCACACUGGUGUACGCGUGCGCGUGCAAGUGGCCUAUGUGUCCGCUCAAAGCCCCCCCACUUCCCCUCUCUUUUCCUCCUUCCCUGCUGUGCUGUGAGCGCAGACCCCAUGGUGUAUGCGGCAAGGAGGUAACAGCUGAGGUGACUCAAAAGGGCCCCUCUGAGUUGGAGGCUUUGAGCGCUGCCAGCAGCAAGGAGGUGACAGCUGAGUCGACUCAAAGGGGCCCCUCUCCCUCCUCUCUUCGCCCCUCUCUCCCCUGUGCUGGGCGUGCAGGGCCCAUGGUGUAUGUGUGGCCCAUGGUGUACGCGGUUGCGUACUGCGCCGCCAGCACCAAGCACCGAGUGGCGCGAAUGGGCUUUGCUGGUAAGUGCUGCUGCUGCUGGGUGCUGCGAUCACAGGGGCGUGUUGGUGGGAGAGAGGAAGGCGAUAGGGGAGCGUCUGCACACUGUGCUGCGAGCAGCAAGGAGCGAGUGGCGCGAAUGGGCUUUGCUGGUAAGUGUUGGUGGGUGUUGGUGCUGCUGGGUGCUGGGUGUUGGUGGGUUCUGCUGGGUGUUGGUGGGUUCUGCUGGGUGCUGCGGGAUGCAGCACUGGGGCGUGUUGGUGGGGCCAUGGGAGUGAUGAAUGGUGUGAGUGGGGAGAUUGGGAGAGAGAGACCCGGCGGGAGCAGCUGUUCCGAGUUAUGGGAGGGAUGUGCAGACACUGCUGCUGCUGCUGGUGAACAUUCCUGUCCCGUUUGCCUCUCUCCCGCACUCUUCUUCCCCUCCUCACCCCCUCCCUGUCCAGACUCCAAGACCCUGACAGAGGCGCGGCGAGAGCAGCUGUUUCGAGUUAUGGGAGGGCCGGCAACUGCUGCACCUAGUGGGAGAGACAAUGGUGGUAGUGGUGGUGAUGGAAGCAGUGUGAUUGUGGAUGGUGGGAAUGGGAAUGGGAAGGGUGGGAAUGGCAGCAAAGCAGAAGGUGUUUCUGUGGCCGGCAGGGAUGGCGGCGAGAAGGCAGAGCAGGCAGGCAGUGCAUCGGCGGCAGCGGGAGUGUCAGUGGCAGCGGCAGCAGGAGGGGCAGGGGAGGGGGCAGGGGCAGCAGAGGAAGCGAGUGUGAUCGGGUGGGAGGUUGACGUCAUCAAUGCGGCUGCCCUCUCCGCUCAGAUGCUCUCCAGGGAGCGCACAAGUCUGAACGCGAUCGCCUUUGAGUCGACUGCAAAGCUCAUUCAACGCGUGCUGGACCAAGGAGUCAACAUCGUGGAGGCAUACGUGGACACGCUAGGAGACCCCCAGAAGCACCAGGAGCGCCUUGAGCAGCGCUUCCCUCUCGUAAAGUUCACCGUGGCAAAGAAGGCUGACAGCCUCUUCCCCAUCGUCAGCGCCGCCAGCAUUGCUGCUAAGGUGACUCGCGAUCACUGCAUUCAGCAGUGGGCCUUCUCUGAGGAUGCACCGUCGGUCCGCCCCUCCCAGCAGCAAAGUCGAUACAGUCAACUGGGUAGCCGCAUUCUUCCGAGUCAACCGAAUGAGGGAGCUUUGUUGGCCGCGGGGCCGAAUGAGGGCGACAGGGAAGGCUGUCCAGCCGGAGGGGAGGAGGCAGCUGGAAACACAGAAGCAGCAGCAGCGGUGGGAGGAGAAGUGGAAGGAGAAGAAGUCGAAGAAGCAGGAAGGGGAGAAGCAGCGGCAGGAGAAGCGUUCAAUCUGAAUCUGGGUUCAGGAUACCCUGGAGACCCCGCCACCAAGGCCUGGUUGGCGGGCAGUGUGGACCCGGUCUUUGGCUUCCCCUCUCUCGUGCGCUUCAGCUGGGCGACCGCCAAAACUAUCAUGGACUCCUCAUGCGUGCCUGUGCACUGGGAGGCAGAUGAAGCUGAGGAGGAGGGGCAGGCGUGGGCGGUCAAGCAAUCGAGCCCCGCAGUUUCUGUCCCUGGCUCUGCUCCUUCCAAGCGCAAGCGGAAGAACGUGCGCUACCCGCUGCAUGACGUGGAUGAGGACGAUUUAGAGGACUUUGACACGUCAGUGUCUUCAAGCGACUCGGCCGAGUCGUCUCCCCGGCCUUCCUGGGAAAUUGCAGCAGCUAUGGAUCCACGUCAGCUUGACUGGGUACACCUCGCGAGCCGCUUAAAGUCGUCUGCUCUUGGCGUGCGCCACCAGAAUAACACCUCAGCAGGUUGUUUCCAGACGAUCGUGGGCUCCUCGCUGGAGGACGAGGAGCGCGUCGCUGACGGGUGCUCGGACGACAAAAGUAUAGAGCGGUCCGAGGAUUGGAGCGACGGUUCGAUUGCCACAGGAGGAGGCGACUACGAGCGGGAUGAUUCUUCUAGUGGACGGGAGAGUGAGAGGUUUGAGGAACGGUGCGAGGCGGUGACGGCGAACGAAGAGGCUGUGCGGGAAGUGGUUACACGCGAGCAGACGGGGAAGGAUUGGCGGUCGGAGCAAUCGUGGGACGCGAGUAACGUAGGGUUGUGGGACGAGCGAGGAGACGGCGAGUCGGACGCGGCGGAGUCGGUACGGAGCAUCUUCAGCUGGCCGGUAGUUUCGAGCUCCGAAAGCGAGGCGGAAGGCACGGAGAUGGUCGACAUGGCGCGGGCGGUACGGGUGGCGGAGAUGGUGGGGAAGGCGGAGACGGCGGAAACGGCGGAGACGACGGAGACUUCAGAGACGGCGGAGAUUUCGGAGACGGCGGAGAUGACGGAGACGGCAGAGGCGGCGGAGAUGGUGGGGACGGUGGGGAUUGUCAAGAUUGACAGCGAGUUACAAGUGCGUGUAGUUAAGGGGCUUAGGCGGGAGGAGGAGCGGUGCGGACUGGAGCUGCUAGGCGCCGUGGUUGCGAGGAGUAAUUUAGAGCCGUUUCGAAAUAAACUGUUAGGUGGCGUAGUAGCGAGGAGGAGUAAGAGGCGGAAGAGGCGCGCAGCGGUGAGUGCGGCGCGCAUAGCGGGAAUUGAAGACGACAGUAGCGAUUCCGAAGCGGAGGGGAUCGAAGGGCGGGAGAUGCAAGUGUUCCGCGUAGCGGUUGUACCGCCGGAAGAUGGGGGCGCGCACGGCGGAAUUAAGGGGGCAGUGAGUGGGGGCGGGGCUUGCUCGAAUCAGACCAAUAGGCUUCGGGACGGAGUUAGCGAAACGGUUGGGAUGCUGGGUGGAAGCGUGGAGGAGGAACCGGCGAUGUGCCUUGCCCGAGCGGCAGCAGGUAUCGCGGCGCUGGGAGGCGAGAAAGCGGGUUUGGCGGAAGAGUGUCUUCCCGCCGACGCUGCCAGCAGCCCCUGUCGCGUCGCGGCUAGAGAUCCUCCUCCUCCCACGGGUUCGCGCUGCGACGGUGGGCCCGAUAUAAGGACGAGCCGGGCAGUGCUGCCGCGCGAGGAAGGGGACAGCGGGCCAGCGCGCAAAGAGGCUGGCGCACGCGAGUCCGCCUCCACGGUCGGGGAGAUCUGCUACCACGAGCUUCAAAGCGCGUCCGCCGCGCCGCCAGACCGCGCGCAGCUGCUCGCCGCGCUGGCGCGGGCGCAGGGGCUGGCGGAGGGGCAGCAGUGUCUGGCGCCGUGGGACCCGGACGCGGUGGUCGCGGUGCCCCUCGGGACUGCCGCGCAGGUGAAAUCCGCGCUGCAGGCCUCGCGGGAGCUGCUGCGCGCGGAAGAGCUCGCGCUUCCGAGGGAGAAGGGGGAGACGGGGGAAGUCGCGGAGGCGGAAAUGCAGGCGGAUGGGGAAGACGCUUGUCGAGGGGAGGACGGGCAGGAGGGAAUGGGGGAAGUGAGCGGGGGCGGCGGAAGCGGAGUAAGCGAGGAAAGCGGGGGAAGCGGGGGGAGCGGAGGAAGUGGGGGAACCGGGGGAGGCGGCGGAAGCGGGGGAAGCGGCGCGCUGCCCAUGGUGCUGGCGCGCACGCUGCAAGCCCUGGACUCGGCCAUUAUGGCGUGGCGCGUGCUUGCGUGCGUCGCCGUCGUUUGCGCGCUGCUGUCUCUCGGCGCGCACGCGUCCGAAGCGGAAUUCCUGCCGCCGGCGCCGGAGGAUGUGAUUAAAACGGAGGGCGGCUCGCUGUCCGUGUGGAGCCGCGAGUUCGAAUUCUUCAAGGAUGCGAACAUGAAUGCAGCGCGAAUGGAAGUAGCAGCCUUUUCUCUCGCCCUGCCGGAAUAUAACGACGCCCCGCAGCUCUCCUUCAUCACGCACGGAUGCGCCUUCAUGGGCCUCCUCUCGCCCAUGGGGGUCCCUGCUCCCCUCAGGAGGUCAGGAGGCAGCAACGACGCCCCACAGCCCUCCUUCAUCACGCACGGAUGCGCCUUCAUGGGUCUGCUCUCGCCCAUGGGCGUCCCUGCUCCCCUCGGUGCUCAGGUGAGCGCUCAGGUGAGUGCUCAGGUGAGUGCUCAGGUGAGUGCUCAGGUGAGUGCUCAGGUGAGUGCUCAGGUGAGUGCUCAGCCUCUGCUUCUUGAAGCGCAUUCAAUGCCCCUUCCCUCCCGCUUUCAUCAAUCGUCCCAUUGCUGUGCGCAGAUAGGUGCAGGAGGGGGAUGUGGUGCCAAUUCCGCGCGGCUGGGCCAGUUGGGCGUGGAACAACAGCUCGGAGCCCCUCAAAGCGCUGCUGCUGUCCGUCCGACACGCCUUGACUUCCCCUAUACCCCCCUCUCUCGUUCCCCGCUGCUGCAUGCAU
This is a messenger RNA of Closterium sp. Naga37s-1, 4657 nucleotides long. Lineage: Eukaryota; Viridiplantae; Streptophyta; Zygnematophyceae; Desmidiales; Closteriaceae. The record is from the annotation of a GenBank genome assembly.